Molecule: messenger RNA, 1280 nt
Organism: Nematostella vectensis (starlet sea anemone)
Lineage: Eukaryota; Metazoa; Cnidaria; Anthozoa; Actiniaria; Edwardsiidae
Product: ADP-ribosyl cyclase/cyclic ADP-ribose hydrolase
Exons: 8
Coding region: 129-1130 (333 amino acids)
Biological process (GO): positive regulation of B cell proliferation
Cellular component (GO): plasma membrane
Molecular function (GO): NAD+ nucleosidase activity; phosphorus-oxygen lyase activity
Source: RefSeq, a predicted model, not a curated record
CCCGCUACGCACAGAACUACACGGAUACUUGCGUGACAGAACAUGACACCUCGUAGCAAAUCAGCUGGGUGUCUCUUGAUACCAAAAACAACAAAACCAAUUCCUCAUUGCUUAUCGGAAGAGCAGAGAUGCGUUUCCUACUAAGUUCUGCUGUACUUCUAGUUCUGGUGGCAGUCCACCUGUAUAGUAUCUCCUCAAGCGGAACCAGAAACACUGGCACCACAAGAAACUUCAAGGACAUCGUUCUCGGUCGAUGUUAUUACUAUAAAGAGUUUAUGCUCGAUGACGUUUAUCGCUCGUCUGUUAACUGCAGCUCCGUGUGGCUGGCGCUUUAUGAUGCUUUCGCAUUCAAGGAUCCGUGUUCGCUGACGUUUCAAGACUACGAGCCUUACUUCGCGGCUGUCGUCGAGGGACAUCUUUUAGACAAGUCACUGUUCUGGUCGGGGACGAUGAAACUUGUCCAUUCUUACGCAAGCUACAUCGACCUACUAUACACAACACUCGAAGAUACCAUGGCCGGUUGGCUGGUGAACGGGUUAACGUGGUGUGGUAACGUAACACUUCCGCGUAACGCUUCAGACGGGAUCGAUUAUGUGUCGUGCCCGACGAACUGCGAUUACUUCGCCGCAUUUUGGGGUCUGGCAUCGCGCAAGUUUGCAGAGCGCACGCGUGGUGUCGCGCGUGUCAUGGUUAACGGGUCGCGCGUGGACACUAAUGGAUCAUGGGUACCCGCCUAUCGCAAAAACAGCUUCUUCGGAAAAUAUGAGCUUCCUAAUCUCCAGAGCCAUUUUGUAACAGAGCUGCGAAUAAUUGUUAUGCACACCAUCGGUACCUCUGUCAAUCACAUAGAAAGCUGUGGAAACGGUUCUGUCAAGACGUUGGUGGAAGAUGCGACGAGGCAUGGGCUUAAUGUUAGCUGUUCCGAUGAUCCGAGUGAAGUGAAACAUUUAUUAUGCGUCGAUCAUCCGACGGCACCUGAAUGCUUGUUUGCAACCAAAAAGGAGCAACAAGGGGGUGUUUGGAAAUACGUGGGUAUCAUCUUCAUUAUUCUGACGUCACUGUUGCUAUUGGCAACCGUCCUUCUUUUGAUGUUAUGCGUGCGUCAUCGUCAAAGCAGGCCUGUUGCAUAGACUGGAGGGGAGCUAGAUAGUCAGAUCCCUUGCAAUAUGGAAACCCCCACCGGGGGAGGGGUGGGGAACAAUGUCAAGCAGCAGUUUCGAAGGCAUCGUUUAUCGUUUGUAAGGGGAGGGAGAAAGCUAAUGUAAAUGGCCACUUUUUCA